GCGCGUAGUAUCGUUGAAAACUGCAUUGGGGUGUCGCUAUUGUGCCUGAGUAACUAGUUUCCGUGUUAUUUAAGGUUUUUCUUUAUUCUGUUAAGGUGUUAAGUUGACAUUAUGUCGAAGAGGAGAUUGGAAGUGCUUGACCCAUAUGUCAAGAAAAAGCCGUACGAUCCUGAGAAGACCAAAGAAACUGAUAAAGAUCGGGAGAAAUUGACUGGUGGAACACCAGUAGCAAGUUACCCAAAACCAAAUGUCCAGGUUAAUCCAUUCACUGGAUUACCGUACACUCCCAGGUAUCACGAGUUUCUAAGAAAACGUGUAACUCUUCCUGUAUGGGAGUACAGAGGACAGUUCAUGAAGCUGCUGAGUGAGAAUCAGUGCAUUGUACUUGUUGGUGAAACAGGUUCUGGAAAAACUACACAAAUUCCUCAAUGGUGUGUUGAGUAUGCUUUGACGAAAGGUAAAAGAGGUGUAGCUUGCACACAACCACGACGAGUAGCUGCCAUGUCUGUGGCUCAGCGAGUAUCUGAAGAAAUGGACGUUUGUCUGGGACAGGAAGUGGGUUAUAGCAUACGAUUCGAGGACUGUUCCUCUGCAAAAACUUUACUGAAGUACAUGACAGAUGGUAUGUUGUUACGUGAAGGAAUGUCAGAUCCUAUGCUUGAGAGCUAUGAAGUAAUUCUCCUUGACGAGGCACAUGAAAGGACACUGGCAACUGAUAUCCUAAUGGGUGUCCUGAAGGAGGUUAUAAAACAGCGAUCUGACCUGAAGCUGGUCAUUAUGUCUGCUACUCUUGAUGCAGGCAAAUUUCAACAAUAUUUUGACAAUGCUCCAUUGAUGAACGUCCCUGGAAGAACUCAUCCAGUAGAGAUCUUUUACACCCCUGAACCUGAGAGAGACUACUUGGAAGCUGCAAUAAGGACUGUGAUACAAAUCCACAUGUGUGAAGAAAUUGCAGGAGAUGUUCUUCUAUUUCUCACAGGACAAGAGGAAAUUGAAGAGGCUUGCAAGAGAAUUAAGCGAGAAAUUGACAAUCUGGGGCCUGAAGUUGGUGAGUUGAAGUGUAUUCCAUUGUACUCUACACUUCCACCAAACCUGCAGCAACGGAUCUUUGAGCCAGCACCACCAAAUAAACCAAAUGGAGCUAUUGGCAGAAAAGUUGUUGUUUCAACAAAUAUCGCUGAAACUUCACUCACAAUAGAUGGUGUUGUGUUUGUGAUAGAUCCUGGAUUUGCAAAACAAAAAGUAUACAACCCAAGAAUACGUGUGGAGUCUUUACUGGUAUCGCCCAUCAGUAAAGCUUCGGCUCAGCAGCGAGCAGGUAGAGCUGGUCGAACAAGGCCAGGAAAAUGCUUCAGACUUUAUACAGAAAAGGCAUUUAAGCAAGAAAUGCAGGAUAACACAUAUCCUGAAAUCCUGCGGUCAAAUUUGGGAUCUGUUGUUUUGCAGCUUAAGAAAUUGGGAAUUGAUGACCUGGUACAUUUUGAUUUCAUGGAUCCACCAGCUCCAGAAACCUUAAUGCGUGCAUUGGAGCUGUUAAAUUAUCUGGCUGCAUUGGAUGACGACGGCAACUUGACAGAUUUGGGUGCGGUCAUGGCAGAAUUUCCUCUGGAUCCUCAGCUGGCGAAGAUGUUGAUAGCGAGCUGUCAGCACAACUGCUCCAAUGAGAUUCUCUCCAUAACAGCUAUGCUGUCAGUCCCGCAGUGCUUUGUGCGGCCCAACGAGGCCAAGAAGGCUGCUGACGAUGCCAAGAUGCGCUUCGCCCACAUCGACGGGGACCACCUCACGCUGCUGAAUGUCUACCACGCCUUCAAGCAGAAUUCAGAGGACCCUCAAUGGUGUUACGAUAACUUCGUCAACUACAGGUCUCUCAAGUCAGGAGAUAAUGUGCGACAACAGCUGUCCCGCAUAAUGGACAGGUUCAACCUAAAAAGAACGUCAACGGACUUUACGUCUAAAGAUUACUACAUAAAUAUUCGGAAAGCACUCGUUGCUGGUUUUUUUAUGCAGGUUGCUCAUUUAGAGCGAACAGGUCAUUACUUAACUAUAAAAGAUAACCAAGUUGUGCAGCUACAUCCGUCAACCUGUCUCGACCACAAACCAGAGUGGGUCAUCUACAAUGAAUUCGUUUUAACAACGAAAAACUAUAUUAGGACGGUGACAGACAUCAAACCUGAGUGGGUUUUAAAGAUUGCACCUCAGUACUAUGAUCUCAACAACUUUCCACAGUGUGAAGCGAAAAGGCAACUUGAAAUCCUGCAGGCGAAGAUGGAAACUCGCCAGUAUCAAGAAGGCUUUUGAUGUAUUGCUGCUGCUUAAAACAGGAUGUUGUGAUUUUCUGUACAAGUGCUGGUUUGUACCAUGUGUUUGUAGUUAUCUUGUUGCAGCGUAUGAAAGUGUGAACUGCUAUGGUGCAACUUUUUGGCCAUUGCCACCACCACCGCCACGACUAUCAUUUAUCAUAAACACAUUAUGUAUUUAUUCACAAAACUCACACAUUGUUGGAACUAUUGUAUCCAUAUGUACAUUGUUUUAAUUAAUUGACAUGUGGUCUCACUAAGUGAUAGGACAUAUUUCAUGUAAUUCAUUCAUCGUCAUGAGUUCGUAGUAUCAGUUUCUUUGUACAGUGCACUUAAGUUUCUUUUCAAAAUGUCAAAAAGAGGGCAUUUUGGACUGAUUUUGUAAAGUGUGGAUUCAAAAAUUGUGAAUGAACAUGUUGUUUCAAUUAUGCGCAUCCUCAUGUUGGACUGCAGAAGUGAUUACAGGACAAUCUGAAAUAUGAAUUUUUCUGUGUGGCCUCUGCAGCGUGUUUGGAAAUAGCUGUCAUUUGUGACUAUGAAUAUAGGAGUGUAGCUGUCAUUUCUACUGAUACUGUGAGCAAUAUUUUGUUUAUUAAAAUGUGUUAGAAAAGAAGGUACAGAAUUUGAUAUGAAUUUUGAUAAAAAUGUAUGUGUUACAAAUUUUUUAUGCCUAGUUAAACCCCACAAGCAGCCUCCAAUUUUAUAGUUUUCGCUGUAGGAGGGAAGAUAAAAUUUUUUUUUUACAUUAACAGAAAAUGAGAUUUGAAAAAAGUGCUAUUACAAACCACAUACAGGAAUGUAGUAUGUCAGCAUUUUAAGAACUGUUUUUAUGAGUAAUUUCAUACAGUGGGAGAUAUUGCUCAUGAAAUAAUAUUGAUGAAACUUUAAACAAAAAGUGGAGGUAUUAAAUUUGUAUGUUAAACUCAAGCAAGAUAUUUUUUGUGACUGCACUAGGAACUUUAACAAUUUUCUUUUUUAAAUUAAUGCAUGUGUAUAAACGGACAAAACAAUGGUGUCUGUUUUGCUCAGUAGUGAAUGCAUUUGCACUUUUGUUGUUUUGAGCAUUACAUUCCUGUUAAUGAUGGAGAAGAAUAGUUUUGUAUUUAGUUAUAUACAGCUACCUACUUAUUGCAGGUACUGAAGACAGAGAUGCCAAAGAAGUCUAUUGUUUGUAUGUUGUGUAUGAGCUUGAUAGGGUGUGUCAUAUUACUACAGUCUUCUAGAGAGUGAUUUAUCAUGGGUGGUUGUGUGGUCAGGAAGAUUAGAUUUGCAAAGUGAGGAUGAAAAUUUUAAUGAACACACCACUUAUGUCUUCAGUAUAGCAGUCUUUUAUGUUUUCUGUAUUAUGUAUAUAGUACAAAAUAAUAUUUGAAUCAUUUGGAAAUAAUUUUUUUUGUUGCUGUCAUUAAAACCUAGUGGAUACGAGGAAAUAAAAAAAUGUACAUGUACGAAAUUUCAUUGCAAGUAACGUAAAGUAACUACAUAUAUCAGUGUAGUUUGCACAGUCUGUAAUUUGAAAGAAGCAAUUUGAUUUUUGUUGAUACGUAAUCUAAUUAGUUGGAAUAUCAUAAUUUGCAGCUUGAAAACUCUCUCAGUUGUCAGCCUGGUAAGUAACUGGUUGGAUGGUGUCUCCUUAAAACUGCUUACGGUAUUACAAAACGUCAGAAGUUGGUGCUUUUUUAAAAAUAACUGUUUGGAAGUCCUAUGUUUUGGGUAAUCAUUACAAACAAAAUAGUCUGUAUGUUAGGUUCAUGUGUCCAAUCAAUAGUACAACCUCAAAUUUGUCUUGUGUUAUAUUCACCACUCAUAAAAGCGUUAAGGAUAGCUUCAAUGCAGUACCAUGCUGAUUUGAUAAUUCCACCAUAAAGUCUGGCACUAGAUGACGGCAGGGACUGAUAUUGGUCACUGCCCGCCAAAUGAAAGAUGGAGCAACAUCUAGGCUUUUAAAAAUGAUAGUAAACUGCUAGACUUUUGAACUUAAGUCCCUACCCCACUCCCCACCCCUUUCCUCUUCCCACUCCCAGGAGAAAGUAUUGAUCAGGCAAAAGUGAAUGCAGUAAGUUCUACGUUGCUGCAUGAAUUUUGAAUUUAUGUAUUGUCUGUUGUUGACAUGUUUUCCUUAUAGCCAGAAUUGAUCAAAUUGUAGAACAGGUGUGGCCACUAACCUUACUUUAGGGAGCUGCAAGCCUAUGGACCUGAACCGAAGGUAAUUACAUUUGAUAGAGAGUAAGCAGUAACGGGAAGGAAGAAAAUUUUUUAUUUCAUCAAUGAAGGAACAUUUUUAAAUUUUAAAACUAACACAAUUGAACUUCCCCCCACCCAGUAGGCCAUUUGAAAUCUGGCUGGUAACUGGUGAGUACAGUCCACAUGUUCACUUAAAUGCUCACAGUUAGUUCAGAUCAUUAUUUCACUUUCAGUUUGUUUAAAUGUUGAUUAGAGCGAUACGCGCACACUAGUGGUCCAAAAAUUAAAGUUCUCUUGGCACAAACUUUUGUUGGCAGAUAUUUUUCUUCUGGAAACUUUUUUCAAGAUCUUCCAAAACUCGGUAGCUAAACAACCACUUCCUUCAUAGUCUUGUAGUUUCAGGGACUCCAACACUACAGCACAAGCCCCCCCCCCCCCCCCCCUCCUCUACACUCGCCAAUUUAUUGGCUGACCACCAGACCAGCUUUAUGGCAGCCUACACAAAUCCUGACAGACUGUGCUCAGCAAUUCCAGUGCCCCCCGUGUUGUGAUUAGUUUAUCUUAAGUUCAUGGAUUAUAUGUUCUAGAGAUCCCACCUGGUUUUGCACAGAAACAAAAACUGUGGUUUACCUUGGUGUUUCAGAGACAGCAAGGCAGAAGAAAAAGUUGUGGCCAAAGAAGUAGGUAAUGCAAAGAAAUAAAUGGCCUGGGAGCCAAUGAUUUUUAUAAUUAUCUAAUAAUGGAUAAAACAGACAUUUCGGAGCUGCAGAAAUUCUUGAAACCAUUCUUUACAGAAAAGAUUACAGUCAUGAGAGAGACUGUGAGCUAUGAGGAGAAUCUUUUAACUAAAUCAUGGCUUCUAGCCACUGCUGGUACUUAGAGGACCUCAAAUUCAGUGCUUUCGUAUCCUCACAAUUAUUAUCGAAAAUGAUUCCUGAAACCUGUAACAUGAUUUAUAGUUGUCUGAGUAAAUACAUCAUGUUAAAGCAAAAUAAACAAAACAAAAGAUGA
Molecule: messenger RNA, 5492 nt
Organism: Schistocerca serialis cubense
Lineage: Eukaryota; Metazoa; Arthropoda; Insecta; Orthoptera; Acrididae
Gene: Dhx15
Product: putative pre-mRNA-splicing factor ATP-dependent RNA helicase PRP1
Exons: 14
Coding region: 112-2298 (728 amino acids)
Cellular component (GO): intracellular anatomical structure; spliceosomal complex
Molecular function (GO): ATP binding; RNA binding; RNA helicase activity
Source: RefSeq, a predicted model, not a curated record